AAUGUGACAUUAGAUAUGAUGUAAAUUGCUGAAGUCGGGGUUUUGUCACAUUAAUAUAAAACAAAAUGAAAAUGAUAAGAUGAUAACAAAUUGCUUUCAGCAAAUAAGUCAUCUAAAGUAAUGGAAAGAUUAACCUACUCAUUGAACGACUUGCAUUUGUGUGAAGGUUAUUCUAUUGCGGAACUAGUUCCGGAUCUUGUUUUGGAAAACAUAUUUUCAUACCUAUCUGUGAAAGAUCUUCGAAAUUGUUCCUUGGUUUGUAAGAGUUGGUACAGAAUCCUCAGUGAUGAAAACAAUGACGUAUGGAGAAUACAUUGUGUCAAAAGAUUGGCAGAAGAAGUCAUGAAAUCAGACUUGCUUUCCACAUUAACAACUUAUAAGGCAAAACUUAAAGCUUUCUUUCAUGCUUGGAAUCCGCAUGACUGUUCCAGAAACAUUUAUGUUAAACCAAAUGGAUUCACUUUGCACAGGAAUCCAGUAGCACAAAGCACAGAUGCUUGCAGAGGUAAAGUGGGUUUCAAUUAUGGGCGACAUGCCUGGGAAGUGAUAUGGGAGGGCCCAUUAGGGACUGUAGCUGUGGUGGGCAUCUCAACCAAAGAAGCACCUUUACAAUGCCAAGGCUAUGUGGGAUUAUUAGGGGCUGAUGAACAGAGUUGGGGAUGGAAUCUUGUGGACAAUCACUUACUGCACAAUGGUGACACUCAAGGACACUAUCCGCUGCUUAAUAAUUGUCCAAAAUAUCAAGUUGGUGAGCGCAUACGAGUGAUAUUAGACUGUGAGGACAACACUUUGUCAUUUGAAAGAAAUUAUGAAUUUCUAGGAGUUGCAUUUAAAGGCCUUCCCAACAAGCGACUGUAUCCAACUGUUUCAGCUGUGUAUGGAAAUACUGAAGUGUCUAUGGUUUACCUCGGUCCCCCAUUAGAUGGCUGAUGGUGACCUUCAAUGUCUAGAUAAUAUGUUAAUGAUCAUACCGCGGUCUGGCGGGGCAAAAAUGCACCAGAGCUACUAUAUUGACGCAGGUGUUACUAGGCGGGUCCAGACAGAGCGAGGAAAAAGAAAAUGCGCGGGCCGCCUCUGCCGAGGGACGUCUACACUGGCCAUUUUGUGCGCGAGGAAAUUGCCUCACGCGUGUGCUCGUUCUGUGUGGACCCGCCUGAUCUUGAUUCAUAACAAGAUUUGAUAUCAAUUCAUAGUCAUACUAAGAAUGUGACUCCAUCUAAAACUAAAUAUAAAUUAAAAAGGCACAU
Cydia pomonella (codling moth) is the source of this 1247-nucleotide messenger RNA. It is a transcript of the gene Fsn, whose product is annotated as F-box/SPRY domain-containing protein 1-like. The record is from RefSeq and is a predicted model, not a curated record. The transcript is spliced from 4 exons. Gene Ontology annotation, biological process: synapse assembly involved in innervation; proteasome-mediated ubiquitin-dependent protein catabolic process. Bases 121 to 930 code for a protein of 269 amino acids. Gene Ontology annotation, cellular component: SCF ubiquitin ligase complex; synapse. Gene Ontology annotation, molecular function: protein binding. NCBI's taxonomy places the organism in Eukaryota, Metazoa, Arthropoda, Insecta, Lepidoptera, Tortricidae.